AUGGCACUGCAUUUUUCAGGCUGCGCUACUGCUUUUAUUCAACAAAUGGGUUUGGCUGGAAAAGACAUUCUGUACGUCGGAGACCACAUUUUUGGAGAUGUGCUCAAGUCUAAGAAAGCAGGAGGAUGGCGAACGUUGCUUAUUGUACCUGAACUAAACAGGGAAAUAGAGGCAAGUCAUAUAAUAAGCCCAAUAUGGUCUAGGCAAUCUGGAAAGUUCCGAGACCUCAACGAUUUGAACAACAACUUGAAUGCUACCGAGGCAACGGAAGAGAACGCCAAGAAGGAAAUUUUGAACGAAAUCGCUAGAAUUACCGACGACAUGGAAGCGGAGUUCGGUGCAAUGGGCUCAUUGAUAAGAUGUGGCUGGAGGCAAACAUAUUUUGCUUCUCAAGUGAAAAAGUAUGCUGAUAUUUACACAUUCAAUGUGUACAAUAUUAUGGAAUAUUCGCCUCUACACUGCUUCAACUCUCCAAUCUAUCUUCUUCCUCAUGAAGAAAGGUUCUUGCAUAAGGUUGCAUGUGCAAGUCGUAAGGCUCAAGCAAUUCUGGGUACCGAAGAGGUACGUGCCUUCAUCCCUCCUAAUUUCCGACAAACAUCCCUUGUUCUCCUUUACUGA
Molecule: messenger RNA, 618 nt
Organism: Cooperia oncophora
Lineage: Eukaryota; Metazoa; Nematoda; Chromadorea; Rhabditida; Trichostrongylidae
Source: the annotation of a GenBank genome assembly